UAACGCGGAAGUGAAUAAUCAGCAGAUGUAUAGCGAAGAACUUGCAAGUUUAUGAGAAAUAAACUGCGUUUUAGUCAUUUCUAUCACUAUGGUGCGAUGUUUCCUGAUCCACACCGUGCACCCUGUCAGCACUUCGUCUGCCGGGGAGAGCCGGGUACUUUACUCCCGGGUUUUCGGUCCGGAUGAGGCUGUCCUGUCUGUGCAGCACCGGGAGCUCAACCCUGAGGAGAGGAGACUUCUGCAGAAGGAGAAGAUAUUAGUGGUAGCUCGGCAGGUCCUCAGCGCCGUCACUCUGUCCAGGGAGGCCUCGGGUCGGCUGCUGGUGGACAAUGUGCCGGGCGAGGAAGGGCUGGCCGUACAGGACGCCGACAGCGGAGUGGUGCGACUGCGAGCUGGAGAUCCCUUCUCUGAGGAGAUGAGCGCUCUCUGGCUGGGUGUGCAGAGUCUGGGCUUCACACUGGUCUGCGAGCCCCACGAGAACCUGCUGCUAGCUGAAGGAACCCUCAGAAACCUGACCCGACACUGCCUGGAGAACCUGCACAUGCUGGGGCAGGGCAGCGAGGUCCUGCUGAAGAGCAGUCGUAUCGAUGUUCUGCUCAGCCGUCUUCUUCCUCAUGGGCAGCUCCUCUUCCUCAACCACCGCUUCUCACAGAGUCUGGAGAAGGAAAUUGCAGCUUACAUGGCCAAAUGAAGCAAAGUGACCACGGCUGCUGUUUCCAGGAAGCAAGCUCCAUCACCUGCAGUCAAUAACAGCUGACUGUAACUGCAAGCUUUCAACCCAGCAAGCCCGCUGUUUGUUUACUUUUGGUGACAUUUCUGCGUCGGAAGCAGAAGAGCGGACUGCUGCUGGAGAUUGGAUGAUGUGCAAACAAAGAGUGGGAAAUAUCUGCCUCAGCCACUUGCAGCUCACUGUUGGCUGUUUACUGUGUGGGAGGCUUCACUUCAAAUCCUGUUUGUCAAAUUGAAGAGUGGAAAGGAAAAUGUGGCAGAUUAAAGAGUGCAGCUGAAGAGGCCAGUUAGGACUCACUUGUCAGGAUCAAAGUCUGCUAUUUAUCUGAUUCACCAUGCUUGAUGUGCCACAGUGUGGCCUUAAGGAGCCACAUUUCACUUUUUUCUUUAUGCUUUUGCAGAUUUCUGGGAGAAUUAAUGCACGUCAACAUGCUACUGCCUUCUGCCGGAGCUGAAGCAAAGGAAAAAAGCAAAAUGUGACUUUUUACUUUUUUUGUGCCACACAAAGCAUGAGUCAUGUUAUAAAAAAGAGGAGAAAUGGAACAAAGAAAGAUCAAAGUCAGGCCUGUUUCCUGUCGGUCGAAGCAGAAAUGUCACAGUUUCUGAGGAAAAUGGAAACAGCAGGAAGUGGAGGCGCAUAUGAAACCAUAAUGAAGAAAUGCAAAUAUGUUUGCAUAAAUAAUCCAGAAUAAAAUAACACACCUCAUUACAACCAACAGAAGAUGUUUUCUUGCACAUGUAAACAUCUGUUACACCGACGGCCCUCUUCUUAUUUUCUGGUAGCGAAACCUGAAAAAAAGCUGAGAUUUUUCUCCCAGCAGAGUCUCUCUGGAUGUGAGCUUCAAUUUCUUUGAUGUUCUCAGUUUUUGUGUGUUCCUAAUAAAAUGAAUUUCUGUUA
Melanotaenia boesemani (Boeseman's rainbowfish) is the source of this 1627-nucleotide messenger RNA. RefSeq names its product adaptor related protein complex 5 subunit sigma 1 (gene ap5s1). The transcript is spliced from 3 exons. Gene Ontology annotation, cellular component: lysosome; late endosome; AP-type membrane coat adaptor complex. The record is from RefSeq and is a predicted model, not a curated record. Bases 89 to 691 code for a protein of 200 amino acids. Gene Ontology annotation, biological process: endosomal transport; double-strand break repair via homologous recombination. NCBI's taxonomy places the organism in Eukaryota, Metazoa, Chordata, Actinopteri, Atheriniformes, Melanotaeniidae.